AUGAACCGAAGAGUAGAUUUCAUAUGCCAGGGCAAACCGCAGCUUCCUUUUCCUUGUGGCUGGAGCUCGUCGAAAGGAACGGAAGGUGAAGUACCCGGUUGCGGUUUCAGACGGCACUACCUUCAUGCCUUUCGGCAUGUGCAAGACGUCGCCGACAGGCGGUCCGCGCUCCGCGACACCAUCACAGCGACGGGGAGGGCUCCCAGCGGGCACGGAAGCAGCCACUUUGGCGGGGACUCGAUGGACGACACAGUUGGCGUACCCAGCCGCAACUUCCUGAAGACUGAUCCUUCAAAUGGGGUUGCGCACGUGGAAAUAAGCGUCGGUAGGAUCUUUUUUGGCUCCAAGUCCGUUGCCGCUUCCCCCGAUGGUCAAGCAGGCCCCGCUAACACUGAGGGAAGCGAUGGUAGUGAAGCCCAGUUGGCACAACGCCGGGCCCCAGAUCGGCUGGGUCGUCAACAGCGCCCAACACUUCUCCGCCUCUGCACCCUGUAG
Molecule: messenger RNA, 495 nt
Organism: Trypanosoma brucei brucei TREU927
Lineage: Eukaryota; Euglenozoa; Kinetoplastea; Trypanosomatida; Trypanosomatidae
Exons: 1
Coding region: 1-495 (164 amino acids)
Source: RefSeq, a predicted model, not a curated record